Lampris incognitus (smalleye Pacific opah) is the source of this 7819-nucleotide messenger RNA. It is a transcript of the gene sorbs2a, whose product is annotated as sorbin and SH3 domain containing 2a. The transcript has 26 exons. The coding region runs from base 686 to 5146 and encodes 1486 amino acids. Gene Ontology annotation, cellular component: plasma membrane. Gene Ontology annotation, molecular function: protein binding. NCBI's taxonomy places the organism in Eukaryota, Metazoa, Chordata, Actinopteri, Lampriformes, Lampridae. The record is from RefSeq and is a predicted model, not a curated record.
CCAGCGGUUAAAACAAGCAAGCGCAAAAGCCGUGAGAUGAAGUCGACGCGCAAAGUGCCGCGUCACCUUUUCUUCUUCUUCUUCUUCUUCUUCUAAUGCUCUGUGAUUGUGCGGCACCUCCAGCCGGGGCCCGGCAUCACCGCAACGUUGUGUUGAACGGCCCAGUAAGCGCCGCCGAACCGUGAGAGAGGGGGAGUCGCCUUUGCCGACUGGCAACGUCCAUGCGCGCCCCCUCACCCCCCGCCCCUCGCUUCUUCUUCUACUAGUCGGAAAGGGAGCGUCGAAAAGCAGGUGUACGGUUUCAGACAAGAGGACGCGAGGAAGAGAGGGAGUCCUUCCCUAAACUGCUCUUUAAGCUCUGGCCGAGGACUCGGGGCUCGUUUCGCAUGGACCGGACCGGCUGCUUUAAGCGUAACAGAAUCACCGCCGGACGGUGCGACAUUUGUUUUAAGGCACUGGACGGGCUAAGCUCUGGAAAUAAAGCUUGACCGGGUGGCGAGAAUCGUCCGGAACAAGGGGAGAAGUUUGGAAACGUGAGGAGGAAGAAAGCAGAAGAAGGAAAAAAGGGCAGCUGGACUCUCAGCGUACCUGUGCCUGACCGUUCACAGCGAGCAUCUCGGCUUUUUUGAUUUUAUGACGGAAAGUGUGUCCAUUUGCAAUAGAUCAGUUAGAAGUGCUCUUCACCAUGAAUACAGAUAGUGGAGGAUGCGUUCGCAAAUGCGCUGCCUUGUCACUCACACUGUCCCCCAUGAAGAGGGUCCAGAGCUCACCCAACCUGCCCACAGGGAGUGAAUCUCACUCAUCGGAUUCAGAUGCAUGGCGGUCGCACAGUGUAACAGAUGGCCUGAGGAACGGAGAUGUCAGCAGCUCUUCUCUAGCCGCCAAGGGUUUCCGCAGUGUCAGACCCAACCUACAGGACAAAAAAUCUCCCUUACAGUGGCCUCCGUCCACAGACCCUGCGGCACGGCACUCCCCCUACCACUCCCACAGCUCAGAAUCACUCCACUACCUGUCAAGCCUAAUGCCUAAAGCCCUGACGCCCACCCCGUAUGUCCCCGGAGGAGCUGGUGGUAUGGCAGGUGUGGCCAGCGGGCUGAGCCCUACCGCGGCUAGCAGUGUGUGUGUCGGUGUCAGCGUGUCGCCCUCUGCUUCCCCCGUGACGGUGUCGGCUCUCAGCCACUACUCCACCUCCACGGUCGGCCUGCUGGAGGAGCUGCAGAUCUGUAGCCUCGACUCACCCGGCGCCUCUCCCACACCCUCCCCCACCCUCAGCCACGUCUCCGCCUACACAGCCACCGCUGGCCCCGACGACGUGCUAACAACAGUUGUGGCCUUCGCUGCCACAGCUGCCACCAUCACUAACGGCCAGGUCCUUUCUCAGGCUAUGAAUGGAGGUACAGGACACCCCCAGAGGCCCAUGUCGCCCCCAGCCUAUCCUCCUCCUCCCACAUCUCUCAACACCAGCCUUCAUAGGCAGAGCAGGAGUUCAGAGGGCAGCGAGUCAGUCACCAGGGAGUCUGUGGUGUCCGGCCACACCAGCGUCAGUAGCACAGUGCCCAUCGCCCGCUUCUCAGAGGAAGAGAAGAGGGUGUCCGUCAUCAAAGCCCCUCACUACGAGGGGAUCGGCCCCGUGGACGAGUCUGGCAUCCCCAUCGCCAUUCGCACGACAGUGGACCGGCCGAAGGACUGGUACAAGACUAUGUUCAAGCAGAUCCAUAUGGUUCACAAAGCUGAUGACGACUAUGCUGACACAUACAAUGCAACAUAUGCUGUCAUAAACAAUGAUGCCCAUGUCCUUUCAUCUAAUCUCACCAUGGUCCACCCUGCCCCGCGGACACACACAUACCGGCCCCUAGCCAAGAGCCCCUCAGACAACGGAGGGCCCCCGGGCCCCCGGGAGCCUUCGCCAUCCCCCGUGCCUCCUCCACCCCCACCUAUGCCCUCCCUCCUCCAACUGAGGACCCGUGAUUGUGACCGUGAGAGAGACUCACCAGACAUGAAUGAAUGGGGUCCACCUGACAGGAAGGUGGACACACGAAAGUACCGCGCAGAGCCCAAGAGUAUUUUUGAGUAUGAGCCAGGGAAGUCCUCUAUUUUGGAGCAUGAGAGACCAACCUACGAUGACAUAGAUUUAGAGAAUGAGCCUUGGUAUAAAUUCUUUUCCGAACUGGAGUUUGGGCGGCCGCCUCCUAAAAAACGGCUGGAUUAUAAUCCAGACAUCUCGGCUCGCCAGCACAUCGAGACAUCCCUGUGCAUCACUCCUGCCGACAAGGCUCCGGAGAGGCCCGCGAGUGCCGCCAGCGACUACAGGAAGAGGAGGAAGUCGGAGCCGUCGGGUUCGGCCCAUACCCAUUCGAACCAGGUUAAAACCGCAACGUCCCCUAAGCCUUUGGACAACUACAAAGCCAGCACCCUUAAGAAACCUCUUAUCCGGUCCUCACCGUCAUCACCCUCCAGACCUAAAGGUGGGGAUGCAUGCAACAUGUACUCACCCCAGUUGACCUCUCCAGAUCCGUAUCUGCGCCCCUAUCUGUCCCCAGAUUCCUCUGAUGCUAUCCACCACCAGGAGGAGAACAGCCAGGAGGGCAGCUCCUCCUCCAAACAGUCAAUCUGUUUUAAGAACGACUGGCAGACAAAGCACCAGGACACUGAGACUUGGAGCAGUGCAGAGGAUGCACCGCCCUCACCCGGCAAGAUCAGGUCUCGCAGCUGCGAUGACCUUUUGAAUGACGGACAUCCUAGUUCAGGCGGGCACAACGCCACCCGGUCAGAGAGUGCUGGGUCACUGGUGUGCGAUGGAGGUCCCUCAGGUCAGGCUGGCCGCCCCUUGUCUACCCGUUCCUUGCCCCGUCCCCACCGGCGACGGGCUCACGAUUCGCCUGGCUUUCUCCAGCUCUACCGUAAAAUGCACCACAUCGACCGUGCCCAGCUCAUUUCAUCCGAAGUCAUCCGCUCAGUCCGUGCCCGUAUCCUGGAGUUAGAGCGGCAGCCACAUUUGCACCAGCAUCGCCUCUCUCCUUGGACACCAUCGUGGGGCGUGGAGUUGCCACGUGAUGUGGUACCAACACGAAUCUCUGAAUAUGAGCGUCUUAUUCAGAAGUCCAAAUCUAUGCCCAACUUGGGGGACAGCGAGGUGCCAUCAGGCACCACGACACCUGGUGGUUCAUCAUCUCGAGCUAGCAGUGGUGGUGGUGGCACACCCAGUUUUCCAAAACGCCGAUUCUCCAUAGAGUCUUUGCUAGAGGAAGACAACAACGGAAACAAUGGAGUGGUGCCACACACCAUGGAUCGCCUGCAUCAAGCUCGGAGCCCCCCAGAGGGCCAGCCUCGCAUUGGGCCAGAGCCCCACCAUGGGCGGCCAUUUGCUGCUCCUCAUGGUCUUCUGCAAGGCCAGCGAGCCAACCCAGAGUACUCUGACAGUGAACAAGACGCUGCUGCAUCAGACCUCAGUGACUUCAUCCAGGUGGAGGGCUCCUCGUUCUGUAGCGAGAGUGACUUUGACCAUUGCUCACUCACGUCCUCUGAGAGCUUGUAUGGCUCCUCUAUGCUACACCACCAACACCUUCGUCACCAUCAUCAUCAUCAUCACCACCAUCACCACCACCCUGCUCACCAGAGUUUAGGCCAAAGCCAGGGCUACCAACACCGCCACCUAAUAAGCUCCUGUAAGGGCCGCUGCCCAGCCUCCUAUACUCGCUUCACCACCAUGCUGCGGCAUGAGAGGGAGCGGGCACGUCAGGAACGCCAGAGACCUCCACCACAGACCCGUAGCAGCCUUUCCCAAAACAAGACCUCACAGUCCCAGCAAGCAAUGUCCAAGCUGGCCUUCCUUGUCAGCCCGGUGCCUUUCCGUAGAAAAAAGGGCUCACCGCCUACCUCAAGAAGGAGCAGUUGUGGUGGUCGAGGCAGCCGACCCAAGUCUAAAGAGGCCAUCUAUGAGGCACUAGAUGCGGCAUUGAGAGAUAUAUAUGAGCACAUCCGAGCAGAGCGAGGCCACAGGGGCUCGAGGGCACCUGACGACAGCAUUUUGCGGAGAAUACUGGCAGAGCUCCUUCCUGAUGUGCCUGAGCGAAGCUCCUCGUUGCGGGGGAGGAUAAUGUGUCGGCAAGGGGGUCACUCCUCAUCUUCUCUGUAUCCGGAUGGGAGCUCCACAGAGUUCAGCUCGUAUCGACGGGACACUUCCACACCUCAGCUACAGUCACCACGGCUACAGUCGCCAAUCAGUGCCUGUUAUGGACACCAUUCAGACGCCUCAAACAAUAAUGAUUACGGAGAGGAGCGGGGCAGCGGAAAUGCUCUCUGCUACUCAGAUCAGGAUGUCUCCAGGGGUUACUCCACCAUGGAUGGACGCCACACCCCCCAGAACAGAAGAGCCACCCCGGACCGAGAGGUCUCCCAUAAACAGAUGACACAACUCAUUCUGUUCUCUCUCCUCCAUCAGAAACAGCCUGCGAGAGCCAUUUAUGAUUUUAAGGCACAAACGGCUAAGGAGCUGACGUUCAAAAAGGGGGAUGCAGUAAACAUCAUCCGGCAGAUAGACAACAACUGGUAUGAGGGCGAGCACCGCGGGCGAGUGGGGAUAUUCCCCAUUUCAUAUGUAGAGAAGAUGCCAGCCACAGAAAAGCAGCAGCCAGUCAGGCCUCCUCCACCAGCACACGUCAGAGAGAUCGGAGAGGCAGUGGCCCGCUACAACUUCAAUGCCGACACAAACGUGGAGCUUUCUCUCAGAAAGGUAGUCUGGGGCGAACGAGUGAUCCUGAUAAGGCAGGUGGAUCAGAACUGGUAUGAAGGGAAGAUCCCAGAUACCACCAAGCAGGGCAUUUUCCCUGUCUCCUAUGUGGACGUUGUCAAGCGCUCCCCCUCCAAGAGCUCCGCCCACCAUGUAGAUCCUCAUGGGUACCCUGGAAACAGGACACCAGGCUCUACACCCACCAAGCGAUUUGUCCAGGAUGCCCUCCAUGGUGGCGGAGACCCGUAUCAAGCUCUGUAUAACUACCUGCCCCGUAAUGAGGACGAGCUGGAGCUGAAGGAGGGCGACAUUGUUGAUGUGAUGGAGAAGUGCGAUGAUGGCUGGUUUGUUGGGACCUCUCGACGGAGCAAGCUCUUUGGGACCUUUCCAGGAAACUAUGUGAAGCAGCUAUCAUGAUGAUACCAGGACCCCGUCAACCCUGCCGGUCUCCUCUCUGACGCCAACCAUCAACCCCCAGCACAGUUUCCAAAAAAAGGGUCAACCAAGACCUUUUGCACAUAUACUUGUGUGUAGCAUGCCAGCUCCACACAGCGAGAAGAAUAUUUAGCUGCAACUAGCCACCUUUACGGGAGACUUAUUUGAUAAAUAUAAUUCCUCUUUUUCCUCGAUCCUGGAGCGCCCAAACAUUAUACUGCAGUCCGUGACCUUUAACCUUAAGAGGCUAAGGAUCCAGAACGAAGACGGCAAUCACUCAAUCAUAGCAAAGUGAAUAGCGCCCUCCUGUCUUUUUAUUUAACCAACUUCCUUGGACAAGAAUAGAAGUGAAUAGACAUUCUAAGGCAAUACUUGGGGGUUUAGUAACUUUAGUCACUGCCCAGUUUACCUGUACACAUGUGGUUGCCUCAACAAUCUUUUUGUCCAUUAUAACAAAUUCAACACUUGUUACAUUUCCACGCCGGAUUGCAGGUGACUCCCAAAGGGUAUUUAUUAAGCAAGGAGGGUAUUUGAAGAGCAGUAUUCUUCGGCCAUUUCAUGUAUACACACGCGCGUUUAGCGUAACAACUAGUUGCAGCACAUUAAGGGCAUCGCAAUCACGCAACUGACACCCGGCAGAAGGUCACUGACGUGGAUGUCGGUUUACUGCAGUUUAACUCGUGCUUCUGUUACCCCACGGUAUUGAAGACCAGAUAAUGAAAUUGGAGCCUCUUUUGUCUCUCCGUAAAAUUGUUACUUACGGUGCAUUUUAACUUGCGGCACUCGCCGCCCGUGCAGGUACGUCGGCUCUGCCGGUGUAAGAUUUGAAAGUGAAAAAGUAGAACCUGUUGGCUUGUGUUUUCCGUCAUCUUACUAGCAUUAAUGCACUUUGAUUAACCUUUUAACCGUACAGUACACAAUUAAAGGAUUCCACGUGAAAUUUUAAUGGUAAGAUGAGCCCGUCCCGGGUGUUCGGAGGCAGCGCUAACCCUGUGGUAGAACUGUGUAAGGAAAGUUUCCCACUUUUUAUGUCUGAUAUUUAUUAGCGGAUGCGUGCCGACUAAAGUGUAAGAAAAUUAGUCCGUCCGGAAAAAAUGCAAGUUCUAGAAUGGAUGGAGCAAAACUCUUUUCUGACUCCGUGUACUUUUAUUUUGAUUUUAUUUUUUUCCAUUGAAGUGGCUUAAGUUGAAGUGUACUUGUAAAAUACGUCAACGGUAGCGAACCCACAUUUGACUGAAGCUGUUUUUAAUUUGUAAGAGGUAUUCCUCUCCCGUUGCGAGUGGAUGACUUCACAUGACGCAGUAGUAAAUGGUCGAUAAUGAAUUGCCAGAUGUUAUAUUGUUUAAUUUUGAGUUUAUUUAAAGUGAGAUUCGGAUUGGAUGCAUUUUAUUGAGCAGUGCGGUCGUGUUACUGGGUGUUUUCCAAUAGACGGUGACGGCAUCCUGUCACUGGCCAGGCCGAGUGUGUAGAUUAUCACUAAGAUCAUAUGUAUUGUUAUAACAUUUGGAGCCUAUGUCACCUUGGCGUUUCAUGUUCAGUGAGUAUAAUUUACAAGUUGUUUUUUUGCCUUUCACUUGUCUUCACAUAGACGAUGGACACUGACAAUGAAGCAAUUGUUAAAGCACCUUAAUAUAUUUUUGUUUGUUCAUUCUUUGGUUUCUUCACAUCGUCACCCCAUCAUCCAGUUUCCUUUGGUGUGAGUGCACUGUGUGUGUGUCUGUGUGUGUCUAUGGUGUUUUUGUAAGCCUUUUGUAUGAGAGUCAAAUAACGGCCAACCUUCAGUUCUUUAUAAAGUCUGCUUUUUCACUCCCACCAUCAUGAUUGGUUUCCUCUUCUUUGUUCACAUGUUUGAAGGACAUCGUCAGUGGUGCUUAUUUCCGCUCCUCGAAGGCUGCCGGAGGCCUUGUUAUCCUGGUUCUCCCAGGCCCAUGGUUGCAUCGUAUCAGUGGUGUGGUUUAGAUCAAGCAAAUAACAGCUAUAUGCUAUGUCACAUAUGUAUAAGCAACACGGCGGUGGUGACCGAGUAGGGUCGACCGACUGCUGCCACACAUCUACAUCACCUAUUUUACAAGGCUCAGCGUUUUCGGGUUUUUAUUUUUCAAAGCCAUCCAGCAUGCUGAAUUUCGCCACAAGAGGACACUGUUACAUAACCUCACACGAACAGGAACAACUUUUGGAUCAGUGGAAACAUAAAAUCUGGGUGAAAAUCAGUUUAAAAAUCUGGGUAUUUUUCGGUGAAAAUGGGUAAAAACCGAAAACGCUGAGCCUUGCCUAUGUAACAGUAUAUAGACCUCAUCUAUGAUGCAAAAAAGCCAUUUAUGCAAACUUCAUGGAAAUAUUUUCUGCAUCACUUAGUAAAAAAGUGUUUGGAAGUGUGAACCUAAUUAUGAACUGUAGUGUUCAAUCGUAAGCCUCUUGUAUGUCUUUGAUGCUGUAGAAACAGGCUCGGGUGGAGACGCUGGAUUUCUCGAGGAUCCGCGGGCUCCUGCUACGCCUUUACGUGUUUGGGGAAAUGUACAAGGGGGUACGAGUGCAAAUCCCAACGCUCACUCAUGUCAUGAAAUCAAACGGGAGUCAACGCAUACUCUUGGACUCUUGAGAAUUUCUAUAAUCUCUUUUGUUUGAUAAUUUUAUGGGGCAAUAUUGCUAAUAAAA